Messenger RNA from Trichoderma atroviride IMI 206040, 1629 nucleotides. RefSeq lists its product as uncharacterized. The record is from RefSeq and is a predicted model, not a curated record. NCBI's taxonomy places the organism in Eukaryota, Fungi, Ascomycota, Sordariomycetes, Hypocreales, Hypocreaceae.
AGAAAGUCGAUAUAGGAUAACAAAGUCCUUCCUGACUGAACCACAUCUUCUUGCAUCCGACGCCUUGCCCUUGCAGGGACACCAUCGUCACAAUGUGCACCACCAACGUCUACAACUACCACUACUCAGACGGCCGCAGGGAAGUGUCUCGCCAGCCCGUCCUCUGCUCCGCAUCUCGCAACGGCAACGUCUGCUCCCAGAACGUCGUCUUCCAGCACCCCAGCCAGUAUAUCAAGCACUCCGGCUCGGCCAUGGGAACCUCGCCGGGCUCUCCCUCUCCCUACCUCAGCCAGUUCCCGCCAACGCCCACUUACAGCCCGCGAUCCGGCACGCCAAACUACCGAUCCGGUGACGAGUCCGACCGAUCGCGCCACAGCAGCUCAUCCAGCUCACGGCGCCGUCGCUCUUCCAGCCUCUACAUCAACGGACAGAAUGUCAUCGACCUGAGCCGCCACGAUGGAAGCCCCCGGCGCGAGCGCAUUGUCCUGGUUGAAGGCCCGCCCACCCCGCGGACUCCUCCUACAGCAUUCAGCUUCGCCAGCUUUGCGCCUCCCUCUCCCAAUGCCAGCGCCAACGCCUCUGCCUCUGCUUCCGUCUACGGCUCCUCCCCUCGAGAAUCAAACUCCAGCUUCUCCCGCCGCCCAGUCAUUGUCGACGACCGGACCCGCGCUGAGCGUGUCGAGCGCGUGGAGCGACCUCGCUUCGAGAUUGAGGUCGUCGAGGCCGCUCCCUCUUCGCAACGAACACCCCGACACGACCGCCACUCUUCCACCAGCUCGCGCGACAGCCGUGGACGGAGCAGCGCCGAUGACGAGGAGACCUCACGGCGCCGCCGCGAGCGAGAGGAGCGCCGAGUUGAGAAGGAGCGCGACGAGGAGGAGGAGCGUCAGCGUCGUAUCCGCCUUCGCAUCGCCAAAGCCAAUGCCGAGAUCAACAAGCGCCCUCCGGUGCCGAUGCCGCCUGCACCGCUGCGCGCAUCUUCCUUCAAGACCUCUAGCGCUGACGACUCGGUCAAGAAGCUGGCCGACGGUGUCCGGCGCCUGAGCUUCGAGGAGGAGCGCCGCGAGGAAAAGGUCCGCCACCUCGCUCGCAAACAGGAGCGUCGCGACGAGGAGGAGACUCAGCGCCUUGAAGACGAGGCCCAACGCCAGCGACUGGCCGAGCGCAUCAGCAUGCCUCGACGCCGGGCCACAGUCGGCGGCAGCCGCCGGCACCGCGUCGUCUACGACGAUGGCACUCUCUACCGCGUCGAGUAGAUGAUGUUUCUUUUGUAAUUUCCUUUGUCUUUACUUCCUGUCUCUGCAUUUUUAUACCACUUCCUCUUCAUUUCCUUUGUACUGUUACGACACUUUAUCAUGACUUGAACAUAUUCUCUGUAUUACUUAUGUGAUGGAAAAGAGGGGGGGCUUUUCUUUUGCUUUUACAAAACUAUUUGAAAAGUACAAAACUAUGAAAAAAAAAGGGGACUUGGAAUGAUAACAGGACAAACAUGCGGUUUGGCAUUUGGGAUUUUUGCAAGCGAACAAAGCGAUGAUUUCUUAUUACGGAAAAACUUUUUCUCAUGUACACUACGAUUACGAUAUUACAUAUAAUACCCAGAUAGCGAAAUAUCUUUUUUUUUUCUUUGAA